Messenger RNA from Mesorhabditis belari, 1635 nucleotides. NCBI's taxonomy places the organism in Eukaryota, Metazoa, Nematoda, Chromadorea, Rhabditida, Rhabditidae. The record is from the annotation of a GenBank genome assembly.
AUGUCUCGUGACGUGAUCGGACAUGGAGGCUUUGGAACAGUUGUUAAGCAGCAAAUUAAUGGAAGAACCGUAGCUGUGAAAUGUCUCCAAGCAGCGGAUCAUCCAAGAAAAAAGCGUGUUUUCCAUCGUGAUAUCAAGCCGUCAAAUAUCUUAUUGGGACAUUUGUAUCAAAUGAAACUUUGUGAUUUCGGUUUAUCAAAAGUUGAAGCUUCUGAAUAUUCAGGCUAUGGUGUAGUGGGGACAUUGAGAUAUACCCCACCAGAAGCACUUGGCUAUAUCGAGGGACAACAUUUGUUCACUCACGCGAGUGAUCUGUAUGCAGCUGGUCUUGUUUUGUGGGAAACGAUUGAGAGAAGAAUCGUCUACUCAGGUCCAAAAGCUAUUCAUGCAACCCUUGUCUUUCGAAUUUGUUAUGGUGAUCCGUUGGAAAAGCCGAAAUGCAGAGAUCGGCUCGCUGAUCUCAUAACUCGUUGCUGCUCUCGAGAACUUGAGAAACGACCGACAGCAACAGAUGCGUUAAAGGAAAUCUUGGAAAUAAAAGAAUCACAAUUCUAUGAUCUUUUCCUAAUGGACCCAAUCGAUGACCCGAAUUCACCCGAACCAAAACUUCCCUUUGGAUCAAUGGAUGACUCGGAUCUCAAUCUAAUAGCAACAAUGAAACCAAAGCAGAAAGAAAAGCCACCAGUGACAAGUGUAGCUUCUGUUGUAUUGGGAAAAACGAAAUUCGAGCAAUUGCAACAAGUUUUCAAUGGGACUCCUCUAUUGCGAAGAUCGACAAGCGCUGAAGAACUUGCAAAUAAAAAGAUUGAUAAACCGUCAUUCACUCCACUCCGUUCACCAAUAGAAGAAGACGAAGAAGUGACACCGACACCGAUGAGUCUCAGUAAUAAAGACGAUGAAACAAUAAUUGCUAAAAAAGAGAUGGAAAUUGACGAGAGUCGAGAACAAAUGAACAACAAGCAACCGUUUAUCACUGAGCUAAAGGCAGCUUUUAUUCAUCGCUAUAUAAAUGUGGAAAAGUUUGCUGAGAUUGAGUCUGAAAAUCUUGAUGCAAAACCAGGAACAUCAAAAGAAUCACAAAAAUCGGAAGACGAUAGCGGAUUCUUGGAGAAAUCGUCAGAGUUUGAGCCAAGGCUUACUCCAGUUCGAUUGGCACCAACUCCUCCAUUACGAGCCCCGAUUCCACAGCAUCGAGCUGUCAUAGCGCCAAGAUUAGGAUGGAAUGAUGAUAUUCCGAAACUUCGUAAUAAGCCAUUAGUUGAUGAAGAAAAGGCAAGAGAUCGUUUACUUCAUCGACGAUCUUUACCAAAUACAGAAUGGAAACCACCUGUGCCACCACGACGCACAGCAAGCCCAGCUCUUCAACAAAAAAAUAUCCCAGAGCCACCUCCAAGAAAAGUGAGUCUUCAUCGAGGUGGAUGGGUGUCUGACGAGUUGUUGAUAAUUUGGUGCAAGAAUUUGGUAGCUCAACAUCCAACUUGGUCUGCUGAUCUCCUUAAACAAGGCAUUUCACAUAUUAUUGAAGAGAAAAGUGAAGCGAAAAUGGAAAGUUUCAUGGCUCGUGUCUUGAGGAACGAAGCAGCAAUGCCUAGUCCAACUCUUGAUCAACGUCUCUUCGUUUUGAGAGCUUUUCCG